Dreissena polymorpha is the source of this 4760-nucleotide messenger RNA. RefSeq names its product serine/threonine-protein phosphatase 6 regulatory ankyrin repeat subunit C-like. Gene Ontology annotation, cellular component: cytoplasm. The transcript has 5 exons. Gene Ontology annotation, molecular function: protein binding. NCBI's taxonomy places the organism in Eukaryota, Metazoa, Mollusca, Bivalvia, Myida, Dreissenidae. Bases 1663 to 3600 code for a protein of 645 amino acids. The record is from RefSeq and is a predicted model, not a curated record.
CGGAAAUCGAAGCUAACGAAUGCAUUUUCAGAAAAUCAAGGUGUUUAGCGUGCAUUUUAUAUAACAUAAUCGGCCGUCCUUCACGCUCAGAAUGGCGUCUUUUGACGGUACUCAAAACGAGGCGUAUUACAUACGCCUUCACUUGCUUCUUAUGGAAGCGCAGAAGGUUCUCCGAGCAAAGUUCGACUCUAUUAUCAUACCUGCUGAUUUAAAAAUUUCACUCAUGAUAGCAAAGAGAAGACUAGAUAAGCUACAUAAAAAACAUAUGAUAUCCGAUGAACAAUAUAAAUUGCUAAACCCGAAUCCACAAUCAGAACGUUUUGAUACGACAUAGUUGAUAUGUCUUCUCCAAAACGUCUGCUAUCAUAAUAUCCAAAGCAAGGUUUGGGCUGAAAAAGAUAACAGUAAAAUAACAGGCAACUCCGACCAGGAGAACAUUCAGCGAAUCAGGAACUUGAGAAACAAAAUGCAGCACAAAGCGGUUGCUAGCUUAGAACAGCAGGAAUUUCAAAACGACUGGGAUAUCCUAGAGAGGGCUAUGGUCGAACUCGCAACCAGCUGCGGUAUGAACGAUAUACAGAACACUAUUAGUGACAUUAAGACAAAAACGUUGGAAAUUGUAACACCUGAAAUGAAAAGCCUUCGGGCUAUCACGAUAGAGGACCUUAAAGAAUACCAACGUGAUCAACAAUAUUACGUCAAAACUAAGUUCUGGCACCUAGCAGACAAUAUGUUAAAUGACAGACAUCUGACAAUAUUAACUGGACAUCCAGGGGAAGGGAAGACAACGAUGGCGGCGGACCUAGCAUUGAACAGGUCAAAACCUGAUAAUUGCUUGAAAUUGGCUAACGCCCACGAUUGGCGAAAAGUUGACUGGUCGCUGAAGCUGUUCAACACUGUAAUAAUAGAUGAUAUAUUCGGUGCUGGUGCGUUAGACAACAGUUAUGUUUCAGCUUGGAAAGCGUAUCUGCCGGAAAUAGAGCGAGCUGCUCGGCAGAAACGAUUGAAUAUAAUUAUAACGUCUCGACAUUAUAUUAUGGAAGAGGCCCUUGAUGCACUAAAUAACACUUCAAUAUUCAAGUCAAAAGAGGGGAAUAUCGUACAUGUUGCCUCAAAUGAUUUAUCACACGAAGAGAAAAGGGAAAUUUUAAUUUCGCGUUUGAAACAAACCAAUGCAAAAAAUUUGAUAAUGCUUAACAAUAUUGAUAUUGAUGAGUGCGUAUUACAAUCGAUGGGAAAGAUUAAUUUGGACGCUGUCAAAACUGAAAAUUAUGUUUUUGGCUUCCCUCAGUGUGCUAAUUUGUUUGUUCAUGAUGAAAACAUUAUGAAAUUAGGAGCACAAUUUUUUGAAAAACCAGAAGCCCAUUUCAAAACAUGUAUUGAACAGCUGUACAAUACGAACGACGAAGACAUGUUCCAAAAGUUUUUAGCUCUUGUCAUUGUUUGGGCAGAUCAGAAAGGAAAAAUAAAAUCAGAUGACGUACGAAAUCCUGCGAAUGCUUCAGAGCACAUACGAUGUGUAGCAAACAUAUUUGGUAUUGAUGUCAACCACAAAUUCAUGGAGAACAUACGUUCAUCUUUAAGAAGUCACGAGAGAGACUUUCUAAUAUAUAUAUAGACCACUCCGGAGAAUACAAAUUUAGGCAUACUGUCAUAAGAGACAUGGUUGGCGUUGUUCUGGGACAGCCUAAUCACAAAAUGUAUGAAACCAUUGAAUUGUGCCCACGAGAUUUUCUUAUGAGUAGAAUCCGUCUAGACAUAGAAGAAACGGAUGAAAUAUGUGUAGCUGUCGGUAAAGACAAAUAUCUCCAUUUGUGUAAAAAGGUAACAUCACUGAUCUUACGUAAAAACUGCAAUUCAAAUGAUACAAUUGAUGCAACUACAUCGGAAAUUUCACAAGAAAUUAUUGAACAAAUAGGCCAACGUUACGCAUUAAUACCGAUCCAUAACCUGGAUUUUGGAAUUCUUAAGCACCCAAUUUUUUUGAAUGAGCAAUUUGUCAAAAUAUUUAUACAAUUUGUAAAAAGAGAUAACCUAGAGCAAGAAAUGGUUCGAGCGCCUGUUAUGAAAAUGAUAGAGCACUUCUUAGAUUACGGCAUUCGAAUGAAUGAGAUGACAAUGUGUAUCCCUGGAUAUGCGUUGUAUAGUAAAAUCAAUGUCCUGGCUAGAGAAUUGGUUGAAAACAACUUCUUUUACAGCGAAGACACUGACUUCUUGUUACUUGCAGCGCAUUCAGGCGAUCUCGAAACUGUAGAAUUGCUUUUAUCAAUGGGUGCUAAAGUAACGGGUGAUACGAUUCAUGUAGCAAUGCACAGGCCAGAUUUGUCUUGUUUAAAAGCAAUACUUCAACAUGCAGGCUUUGAUAUAAAUGACAAAGGGCAUGCUAUCAAUGGCAAUUAUCCUAUUAUUGUAGCCAGCCAAAAAGGACUCUUUGAUGCUGUGAAAUGUUUGUUGGAAUAUGGAGCUGACCCAUCAGUUCAAAAUGACAAACAGUUGACUGCCUUGCACAAGGCAGUCAUUUAUGAACAAUCUGAGAUUGUAAAAGAACUACUGACACAUAAUGCUCCUCUUGAAAUAAAAGAUUGCAAGUUCAAGAGGACUCCGUUGCAUAUAGCUGCAGAUAUAGGUACCGUGGCGUUAGUGGCUAUACUUCUUGCAAAAGGUGCGAACGUCAAAGAUUACCGAGGACAUUAUCCAAUAUUCUUAGCUGCAAUUAGAGGCCACACACCAACGGUAGAAGAAUUACUCAAGCAUGAUAGAAAACAAGAUCAAUUGAGAAUCAAGUCUUACGGUAAAAAAUCAUUCAUUAAAGGGAUGUCGUUAUUUCAUGUUGCAGUGUGGAAAAAAGACAAAUAUUUGAUGGAGAUGCUUAUCCGCGAAAGAGCUGAUCCAAACCUAAGGGAUUUCUUUGGCCGAACUGCGUUAUUCUUUGCCAUUAUGAAAGGAUUUGAUCAAAUGAUCAAUAUGUUAUUGCCUUAUGCGGAUAAAUCAAUUCCUCAAAAACAAGGUUAUACACCUUUACACGCUGCUGUCUUCAAAAGAAAUACCAUAAUAUCAGACAUUUGGGCAGCCUCCGUGGAUGUGAACACUAGAGAUAAAUAUGGCCGAACACCUUUGCACGUUGCAUGUGAAAAGGGUGAAGUGAUCAUUGCAAAACUUCUGCUGAUUAAAUACAAAGCGGACCACAGGCUUAUUACGAAACGAGGCGACACGGUGUGCCACAUACUCCGAAGGAAGAAAUUAAACAAAUCACGAACACGUAUUGCUCACCACAAACGUAGAGCGAUCGAAUUUUUAAUUAGGAUGGUGGAUCCUACAUAUUUUGAAUGUUUUCGCAAACAAACAAACGAUGCAGGUAUAAGCAUAGAUGAACCAAUACACUUGACACUUAAAGAUGCUAAAAUGUUGGUAAAAGCCUUUAAGUUCAUAAAAAAUGCUGAACAUGUGGAUGAGAAUACUGCUAAAAACGAUGGCAAUUAUGGUGGUGUUGAAUAUGCCGAUAUUAUUUUUUCUAUUGUUAAUGCAGUUGUCAAAUCUGAUGGUUCUGCUGCUAUCGCCACAGCUUACUAUGGUGAUGAUGGCUACUGCUUCAGCCGAUGACGAUGCUAAUGGUAUGAAUUCAAACAAUUUAAGGAAAUUAAAGUCACCAAAGUCCACACAGUUGGAGUAGUAAUUAUAGAGGCUGUGAAUAUUAUUGUUAUAAUAUCAACGGCAUUUACUCACAUUUACUAAGAUGCUAUAUAUAUGAAAAAAAUGUAUUUGAUGUUUUGCGUUUCCUCAUAAUCAAUACAAUGAAUACAGAUUGCGUAUUGUGCGAGAACAUUGACUUGAUAUUAGAAUGUAUGCAUGAUCAUUCAUGAGCUAAAUACAAAGCCGUAAUCAUUUUUUGUUGUCAAAUCGCACAUUUUCGUAGCUGUUUUUUGUGAAGUGUAUGUGUAGGUGUAAAUGAAGGUAUACUUUUCUUUUAGCAGGGCAGAUCAUGUAGUCGUAUUAUGCGCUUUCAUCGAUACAAAUUCACAUACAUUUCAAUCGUGAGGUUGAGCAUUUUGAAAUGUACUUCCUCUUAAAAAAGAAUUAAUGCGACUAUAUCACGUAGACAAUGAAUUUUUUCCAACUCAGUUGUUUGUGCAAUGCUCUGGGUGAGCCUAUCAGAACGCAUAUUGUCUGUCAUGCGUCGUGCAUACAAUUUUUAUUCUCGUCUUCUAAACCGCUCUGUUUAAUUUAAGGAAGCUUUAUAUACGAAAGAUCCUUUGUAUACCCCAUUUAAAGUUUUUGUUUUUAUAUCUUUCCGUCCCACUCCAUAUGAAGUUCACCAUAGCUUAAAAAAGUUUGACAAUUUAAAAAUAAAAAUCUUCCAAACCGCAAGGACAGGAUGCUUUAAUAUUUGUGUAACAUAGUCAAGUGUCUUACAAAUGAUUGUUCAUAUCAUUCCCGUUCGAGCAUGACUUUUCAUGCCCCUUGAUUUAUAGAGACUUAGGAACUAAAUGACUUAAACAAAUCCUCUGGGUCCGCAGGAGUGAGGUGUUUGAUUUGCAGCAUGCUGUCUUCAAUGUUUCAUCGUGGAUAUGUUAAUUGAAAUGGUUUAUUGUCAUAAUAAUUAAUCGGAAACCUUAAGGUCAGUGAAAUAAUUUUACAUUAUAUUUUCGCAAAUUUGCGUAAACCACAUGUACAUAAGUGUUUAUUAUGGAUCUUGUUUGUGCGUAGACAGGAUUUUGUUCUCGUUAUAUCAUGUUUAGUAGCAAAUAAAUGUUCUUACUGUG